GCGCGCUCUCGCGAGACGGCGCCGCGCCUGCAGCAGACGGCCCGACACAGACAGACAGACAGACAGACAGGCAGCGAUGGCGUUACUGUGCAGAGCCGCUGUGGCUUCGCUCUGUGCGCCCCGGAUUCUGCCUUCUGUAUUAGUUGCAGCCCGGGUGAGCGGCGCAGGGGCUCAGUACCAACACAUCCUGGUGGGAAAGAGGGGUGAGCGGGAGAACGUGGGGUUCAUCCAGCUGAACCGCACGAAAGCCCUGAACGCAUUGUGCGACGCGCUCAUGAAGGAACUCGGUCAGGCUCUGGAUGAGUUUGAAAACGACCCAGCAGUUGGAGCCAUUGUCCUCACGGGAAGUGAAAAGGCUUUUGCAGCUGGCGCUGACAUCAAGGAAAUGGAGAACAAAACAUUCCACGAUUGCUACACUGGAAACUUCCUGUCCCACUGGAACCACGUGGCCACAACCAGGAAGCCUGUGAUUGCAGCUGUCAACGGCUAUGCUCUCGGAGGAGGCUGUGAGUUGGCCAUGAUGUGUGACAUCAUCUAUGCAGGUGACAAGGCACAGUUUGGACAACCGGAAAUCCUGCUCGGAACCAUUCCAGGUGCCGGAGGAACUCAGCGACUGACCAGAGCUGUAGGGAAGUCACUGGCGAUGGAAAUGGUCCUUACCGGAGACCGGAUUUCUGCUCAGGAGGCCAAAGCAAGUGGGCUUGUUAGCAAAAUAUAUCCAGCGUCUCAAGUGGUGGACGAAGCCGUCAGAUGCGGGGAGAAGAUAGCUUCCAAUUCGAAACUCAUCACAGCAAUGGCAAAAGAGGCAGUGAAUGGCGCUUUUGAAUUAACGUUGGCGGAAGGAAAUCGACUAGAGAAACGUUUGUUUCAUGCGACCUUUUCCACUGUUGAUCGGAAAGAAGGAAUGAGUGCAUUCGUUGAAAAGCGGAAGGCUAAUUUCACCGACCAGUGAGUCGGAGUUGUUCCAGGAACAUAAACGGCUGGAAAUUGAACAGUUGAGAGCUGAGGUAAUGGAAAUGUGGACUUCUACAUACAUAAUUCCCCAUUUCAAAUAAAUACUAUGUUUCUAAUACUUAGA
Mobula hypostoma (lesser devil ray) is the source of this 1078-nucleotide messenger RNA. It is a transcript of the gene echs1, whose product is annotated as enoyl CoA hydratase, short chain, 1, mitochondrial. Gene Ontology annotation, molecular function: enoyl-CoA hydratase activity. Gene Ontology annotation, cellular component: mitochondrion. The record is from RefSeq and is a predicted model, not a curated record. NCBI's taxonomy places the organism in Eukaryota, Metazoa, Chordata, Chondrichthyes, Myliobatiformes, Myliobatidae. Gene Ontology annotation, biological process: fatty acid beta-oxidation. The coding region runs from base 77 to 952 and encodes 291 amino acids. The transcript has 8 exons.